Messenger RNA from Dioszegia hungarica, 1404 nucleotides. Its product is annotated as putative tubulin gamma chain. The coding region runs from base 1 to 1404 and encodes 467 amino acids. Gene Ontology annotation, molecular function: GTP binding; structural constituent of cytoskeleton. The transcript has 11 exons. Gene Ontology annotation, biological process: microtubule nucleation; mitotic spindle organization; mitotic cell cycle. The record is from RefSeq and is a predicted model, not a curated record. NCBI's taxonomy places the organism in Eukaryota, Fungi, Basidiomycota, Tremellomycetes, Tremellales, Bulleribasidiaceae. Gene Ontology annotation, cellular component: gamma-tubulin complex; microtubule; cytoplasm.
AUGGGCAGGGAGAUCAUCACUCUGCAGGCGGGCCAAGCCGGGAAUCAAAUUGGAGCACAAUACUGGCAGAAGCUUUGCGCGGAACAUGGUAUCUCCCCGACCGGCACAUUAGAGGACUGGGCGGCGGACGGAGGGCAGGGAGAUAGGAAAGAUGUCUUCUUCUACCAGGCAGAUGACGAGCAUUAUGUGCCUAGGGCGAUCCUGAUAGAUCUGGAGCCAAGAGUCAUCAAUCAAAUACUCGCAUCCCCCUUCAAAUCCCUCUACAACCCCGAAAACAUAUACAUGUCGAAAGAUGGCGGAGGUGCUGGAAACAACUGGGCGCAGGGAUAUAGCGCGGGAGAGAAGGUGUAUGAGGAGCUUAUGGAGAUGAUUGAUCGGGAGGCGGAUGGGUCGGACAGCCUCGAGUGGUGUAUGGGGCAGACACCUGUCAAAUGGGUUCGGGCGCCUGGGCGAAGCGGCUUCUCCCUUCUUCAUUCCAUAGCAGGCGGUACUGGCUCAGGCCUCGGCUCCUUCCUCCUCGAACGCCUCUCGGACCGCUUCCCUAAAAAGCUCAUCCAAACCUACUCGGUCUUCCCCGAAUCAUCCGAUGUCGUCGUACAACCCUACAACUCUCUUCUCGCCUGCAAGCGGCUCGUCAAUAAUGCAGACUCGGUGGUCGUGCUGGACAAUGCGGCGUUGACACGGAUAGCGGCGGAUAGAUUGAAUGUGCAGGAUCCGAGCUUUAUGCAGACUAACCAGCUUGUAUCGACCGUGAUGGCUGCUACCACGACAACAUUACGGUAUCCCAGCUACAUGAACAACGAUCUCGUCGGCAUCAUCGCCAGUCUGAUACCCACGCCUCGGUGUCAUUUCCUUACGACCAGCUAUACGCCGUUCACCAGUGAUGAGAUUGAUAAGGCCAAGUCAGUCCGCAAAACUACCACCCUCGAUGUUAUGCGCCGCCUCCUUCAACCCAAGAAUCGCCUCGUGUCCACCACCGCCUCCAAAUCCUCCUGCUACAUCUCCUGCCUUAACAUCAUCUCGGGCGACGUCGACCCGACCGAUGUACACAAGUCAUUACUGCGGAUACGAGAACGUCAGCUCGCCAAUUUCGUACCCUGGGGGCCGGCGUCGAUACAAGUCGCGCUUACGCGGAAGCGGGGAAUGCCGGGCAGGGAGGCGAGUAAUCGGGUCAGCGGGGUCAUGUUGGGGAAUCAUACGAGUAUUGCUUCUCUGUUCAAGCGGAUGAUAGAUCAGUACGACCGAUUGCGGAAACGAAACGCGUUCUUGGAACAGUAUAAGAAGGAGGACAUGUUUGCGAAUGGGCUGGAAGAGUUUGAUGAUUCAAGAAGAGUGGUCGCGGAAUUGGCAGAUGAAUAUAGAGCCAUGGAAAGUCCAGAUUACCUCGACUAUGGAGCAGAAUGA